Messenger RNA from Cercospora beticola, 471 nucleotides. RefSeq lists its product as uncharacterized. Lineage: Eukaryota; Fungi; Ascomycota; Dothideomycetes; Mycosphaerellales; Mycosphaerellaceae. The record is from RefSeq and is a predicted model, not a curated record.
AUGGCAUCUCUCGGCCUAACGCCUUUCAAAGCGGCCGUCGCGUUCGAGAUCAUGGCCAAUCUGAUCUCACUGCCAUCACUGCUCAUCAACCCUGAUCAUGGCCUCUCGUUCCUCGUCCGCGGACCAGCGCAAAUUACCCCAGCAACACGGACCCUCGCGCAGUGGUUUGGCGGCCUCGUAGCAGGACUCACAGUCCCACUCGUACUUUCAUAUGCCUCACCAGCUCCCGGCCCUGCUGGUGAUGCACAAAGAGGUUUCCGUCGUGCAACGUAUCUAGCUCUCGCUGGCCCAGAAGUGGCUUUCGUGGCGAUCAUGGGAGGUGCAUGGCUCAAAGGUGCAGAUGUCGGGAUGACGGAGACGGCACUGCUCGGAGGUGCGAUCAAUAUGACCGCUUUUCUGGUGUUGCGAUCCGUAUUUCUGUUCUGGAAGCCGCAUUUGUUGGAAGAGCGAGAUGACAAGAAGACUGCUUAA